This is a messenger RNA of Callorhinchus milii (elephant shark), 3483 nucleotides long. Its product is annotated as nuclear factor 7, brain-like. The coding region runs from base 811 to 3375 and encodes 854 amino acids. NCBI's taxonomy places the organism in Eukaryota, Metazoa, Chordata, Chondrichthyes, Chimaeriformes, Callorhinchidae. The record is from RefSeq and is a predicted model, not a curated record. The transcript is spliced from 12 exons. Gene Ontology annotation, molecular function: zinc ion binding; protein binding.
GUGGGAAUGAGGAGAUCUUCUAAAAGUUUUGAUUAAUCAGAAGAUAUCAAUCAGGAGAGUAAAUGCCCAGGAGGCCCCUCCCCGAUAGGGAAUAUCCAAAUGUUCAGGAGACGGAUCGGGAUUAUUGGUCUCAGGGUCUAUUCCUGGUUCCAUAUUUACUGGUACUCUUAACUUCUCCCUCUGACUCCUCACCCUGAUUGGACCUGUUGUUUGGUGAACUUUGGUCCAUUUCCCCAUCAAACAUUUCCUUCGUCCAAAUCUUGGUGGUUGCUCACAAUCCUGAAUCCCCACGUGAGGCCGUGUGAAUCAGAGUGAAGUGAACUCUGUCACAUGGCGGGACACACAGCAUAAAUACCCGGAGCCUGAAGGAGUUUGGAACAGAUAGACUCCGGGUGACCAGGACUUCUAGUCAUCAGGUUCAGGCUCUGACCGAGAAGCUAAACUGCGUCAUUUGUCUGGAAUUCUCUAAGGUUCCUGUUUGCCUCGAUUGCGGCCACAAAUAUUGUCGGUCCUGUAUCACCGGGAGACGGGAAAAGCAGGGAAAAUCCUCCCGUCCGGAAUAUCGCCAAGGUACUGCAAAGAGGAUCCUCAAGGUCAAUUGGGCUCCCUUCGACGGCGGCAAAAACGGUGACCCUCUGAGGAUCUGUCGGGUGACGGAUUGAUGAGGAGGGAACCCUCAGUGGGUUUCACAAUCAGCGGGUUUCACAAGAAGAGACUUGAGGAGGGUUUAUCCGCCCAGUGACUGGGAGCCGCCCACACACUCGCACUGAAACCAAAACCAGUUUCAAUCAGCAUUUCCUGAGUAUCCAAAUGGCUUCCAGACUCCAGGCUGAGAGCUUGACCGAGGAGCUAAACUGUGCCAUUUGUCUGGAGUUCUUCACUGAUCCUGUUAGUCUGGACUGCGGCCACAACUUCUGUCGCUCCUGUGUCGCCGGGAGCUGGGAAAAGCAGGAGAAAAACUCCUGUCCGAUAUGCCGCAAAGUUACUGCGGAUAGGGAACUCCAGGUCAAUUGGGCUCUGGCCAAAAUGGUGGGGAAAGCUCGUGAAUUCAGUCUGGACCCGACACAGGCGGCAGUUAAACGUCAGUGUGAGAAACACCGGGAGGACCUGAAGCUGUUCUGUGAAGAUGACAAGAAGUUGAUCUGCUCCAUUUGCAGAGAUGCGAGAGAGCACAGAGGUCACAGCUUUCUGCCCAUUGACGAAGCUGCUGAAAUCUACAAGGAUCAAGUGAAGUCCUCCAUAGCUUCUCUCACACAGAGGAAGGAAACUGCUCUACAAACUGAAGCCAAACAGAGAGAAAAGAUUUCACAAGUUAAGGAACAGGUGAAGAAUGUACAGACUCACGUCAAGGCUGAGUUUGCUAAAAUGCACCAGAGUCUGACUGACAGAGAGCAGCGAGUGAUGGGGGAUCUCAGACAGCGAGAGGAGGAGAUUCUAAAGCGAAUGGAGACAACUCUGCGAGAGAUUCGGGGAAAGUUAGAGUCUGUGGAGCAAGAACUCUCCGAGUUACAGACACAGAUGGGGAAAGACGCUCUCACCUUCCUGCAGGAGGAAUCUGCUGCCAACAGAAGGGUCAGUGACGAGGGGUUUGAUCUGUCAGUGUGUGAGGCUGAGCUGCCGGUGGCCAAGUACAAGUGGCCUUUGAAGAACACCGUCUGGAGAGAGAUUAUAGACAGCGUCAGUCCAGCUUUCCCGCUGCGUGUCCAACCAAGACCAACCUAUCAGCUCGUGACGGCUUUGCCUCCACGGAUAACAGUUGCUGAAUGGGAGAAAUCACUGUCUCCAUAUAUCUUUCAGCCCUCCCGGGUCCUGUCGAUGAGCCUGGGUUGUGUUGAUAUCAGCAGUGCCCUGGGACACUGUGGACCAACCUGGCGCAGGAACCGAGGGUUUAUCCGCCCAGUGACUGGGAGCCGCCCACACACUCGCACUGAAAUCAAAACCAGUUUCAAUCAGCAAUUGCUGAGUAUCGAAAUGGCUUCCAGACUCCAGGCUGAGAGCUGGACCGAGGAGCUCAACUGUGCCAUUUGUCUGGAGUUCUUCACUGAUCCUGUUAGUCUGGACUGCGGCCACAACUUCUGUCGCUCCUGUGUCACCGGGAGCUGGGAAAAGAAGGAGAAAAACUCCUGUCCGAUAUGUCACCAAGUUACUGUGGAGAGGAACCUCCAGGUCAAUUGGGCUCUGGCCAAAAUGGUGGAGAAAGUUCGUAAAUUCAGUCUGGACCCGUCACAGACGGCAGUUAAACGUCAGUGUGAGAAACACCGGGAGGACCUGAAGCUGUUCUGUGAAGAUGACAAGAAAUUGAUCUGUUCCAUUUGCAGAUAUGCGAAAGAGCACAAAGGUCACAGCUUAAUGCCCAUUGACGAAGCGGCUGAAAUCUACAAGGAUCAAGUGAAGUCCUCCAUAGCUUCUCUCACACAGAGGAAGGAAAUAGCUCUACAAACUGAAGCCAAACAGAGAGAAAAGAUUUCACAAGUUAAGGAACAGGUGAAGAGUGUGCAAACUCACGUCACGGCUAAAUUUGCUAAAAUGCACCAGAGUCUGACUGACAGAGAGCAGCGAGUGAUGGGGGAUCUCAGACAGAGAGAGGAGGAGAUUCUAAAGCGAAUGGAGACAACUCUGCGAGAGAUUCAGGAAAAGUUAGAGUCGGUGGAGCAAGAAAUCUCCGAGUUACAGACACAGAUGGGGAAAGACGCUCUCACCUUCCUGCAGGAGGAAUCUGCUGCCAACAGAAGGGUCAGUGACGAGGGGUUUGAUUUGUCGGUGUGUGAGGCUGAGCUGCCGGUGGCCAAGUACCAGUGGCCUUUGGACAACACCGUCUGGAGAGAGAUUAUAGACAGCGUCAGUCCAGCUCCGGUCUCUCUGACUCUGGAUCCCGACACCGCCCAUCCCCGACUCAUCCUAUCUGAGGACCUGACCAGCGUGAGGACCGGAGACACACGGCAGCAGCUCCCGGACGGUCCCAAGAGGUUUGAUACCUGUCCCUGUGUCCUGGGAUCUGAGGGCUUCACAUCGGGGAGACAUUACUGGGAGGUGCAGGUGGGCAACAAGACACAGUGGGAUGUGGGAUUGUCCCGAGUAUCCAUCAACAGGAAAGGAAAGAUCACACUGUCACCAGAGAACGGAUUCUGGGUUGUGGUACUGAGAAACGGGGAUAAUUAUUUCGCUGGUACCUAUCCCCCCACUCUCCUGUCCCUGAGGGACAGACCCGGGAAGGUGGGAGUGUUCCUGGACUAUGAGGGGGGAGAGGUGACCUUUUACAACGCCGAUAACAUGUCUCAUCUCCACACUUUCACCCACACUUUCACUGAGAAGCUUUAUCCUUACUUCGAACCCUGUGAAGGUGACCCUCUGAGGAUCUGUCGGGUGACGGAUUGAUGAGGAGGGAACACUCAGCCGUGACCUGUGUUUGGCGGUGAUGGCCACGAGGCUGAACCUUCAUAGUCUGUGUCGCUGUACAAUAAAGAUUGUGGUUUAUGUCACACA